Bacidia gigantensis is the source of this 1233-nucleotide messenger RNA. RefSeq lists its product as uncharacterized. The record is from RefSeq and is a predicted model, not a curated record. The transcript is spliced from 2 exons. The coding region runs from base 1 to 1233 and encodes 410 amino acids. Lineage: Eukaryota; Fungi; Ascomycota; Lecanoromycetes; Lecanorales; Ramalinaceae.
AUGUCUUCUCCCAGUAACCAAACAGGUAUCUUCAACUCGGGUCCAGCUCAGCCCGUCAGUCAACCUGUAGCAGUCUCGUCAAUUCAAGACUCUGCAACACUUUCUCCGAGCUCUGUUGCGGUCACGACUACAUCAUUACCUCAAUCAACAAUCAACGCUCCAUCGAGCUCCUCGCCAUUAACCUCAGCGGCAGAUGCAGGUACUGUUACCCAAAGUCAGUCAGUCGUCGUGGUUACUGCCGCUUCUACGAGCAUUGAGUCAAAUGCUGCGGGGUCCACCCUAGCACCGCAAACUGUCGUACGAACAUCAACAGCAUCUGGACAAAGAUUUCCUACAGACUCGGCGACCCGCACCGUCACAGCAUCGUCGUCAUCAACAAGUAAAUCAGGAUCCGCAGCUCUUGCAAGCUCGACUACCAAUCCUAGUCCUGGAGGGCUCUCUGCUGGCUCUAAGAUCGCUGUCGCUGUAGUGGUUCCUGUUGCCGCUGUCGCUAUAAUCGUCCUGCUUGCCAUAGUUUUCUGGCGUAAGAGAAAACAAAGGAAAGAGGCGGAAGACCUUCGCCGAAAAGAGGUCGAAGAAUAUGGAUUCAAUCCCAACAACGAUCCCACACUACCAGUCGUUGGUGGCGCUAGCAGCAAUGGAGAUGAGGGUGAGAUGACACAGAAAGACGGCUCGGGCUAUCGAGGUUGGGGUACAACGUCCACGGCACGAAAACCUUCAACAACACUGUCGAGUGGAAAUGGUCCCAUAGGUGUUGCAAGAUCUACUAGCGGUAGCGACACUGGCCGAUAUGCCAAUGGUUCACCCACAGGAGGGACAAACAAAAGCUCAGACGCACACUCUAAUGAUCCGCUUGUGGGCAAUUCGCCAAAUGGACGACCACUGACAGGAGACUCUGAGACUAUUGGUGCUCUUGGAGCAGUGCCAUCGAAUGACAACCGCCAGAACAACAUCAACCGUGGACCGUCGAAUGCGUCUUCCGCAUAUUCAAACGCUCACAGGUCGGACACCUCAGGCGAGGGAGGUAUACCUGGAGGUGCACCUGGGCAGCAAUAUUACAACGACGGUUUAUAUUAUGAUGAAGGAAUGCCGCAGCAUGGUCCGUAUGGAGACGGUAGCUACGGUGGUGCGCAACCAGUGAUUCGGGAUGUUCCAGCUCGAAGAAAUACACGGAUCGAGAAUCCUUCAGUCCUACCUCCCCAGGGAAGUGCCGGCAUCGCACAAAAUUUUUAG